Messenger RNA from Ziziphus jujuba (common jujube), 1983 nucleotides. RefSeq names its product TOM1-like protein 4. Lineage: Eukaryota; Viridiplantae; Streptophyta; Magnoliopsida; Rosales; Rhamnaceae. The transcript is spliced from 10 exons. Gene Ontology annotation, molecular function: ubiquitin binding; phosphatidylinositol binding. Gene Ontology annotation, biological process: protein transport to vacuole involved in ubiquitin-dependent protein catabolic process via the multivesicular body sorting pathway. The record is from RefSeq and is a predicted model, not a curated record. Bases 270 to 1775 code for a protein of 501 amino acids.
AAGGAAAAAAAAAAAGUCCAAGUUGAUUCUAAACGGCAAAGGGGUGACGCAAAAAGAACACAAGGCCACCAAACCAGCAAACCCCGCGGUGGAAGAAAAAACCCACUCCCUAUAUUCUCUCUUGGUCCUCUCUCUACCUCCUCAUUUUUUUAUUUUUAUUUUUUUGGGAUUUACACAGCGCUUCAUUCCCAUAUUUGAUCCUCUCAUCUUCUUCACGACUUUUGACUGGAAAUUUUGAGGCUUGACUGCUUGAGUGAAGAGCUAAAGACAUGGCUGGUAAUGCAGCAGCCUGCGCCGAGAGGGCAACAAGUGAUAUGCUGAUUGGUCCAGACUGGGCAAUAAACAUUGAAUUAUGUGAUAUCAUUAACAUGGACCCAGGGCAAGCAAAAGAUGCAUUGAAGACACUCAAGAAGCGCCUUGGCAGUAAAAAUCCUAAAAUACAACUUCUGGCUCUUUUUGCCUUGGAGACUCUCAGCAAAAACUGUGGUGAAAAUGUUUUUCAGCAGAUCAUCGAGCGUGAUAUCUUACAUGAAAUGGUUAAAAUAGUUAAGAAAAAGCCAGAUUUGAAUGUAAGGGAAAAAAUUCUAAUCUUGAUAGAUGCCUGGCAAGAAGCCUUUGGUGGACCCGGGGGAAGGUUUCCCCAAUACUAUGCAGCGUAUAAUGAAUUGAAGGCAGCAGGAGUUGAAUUUCCACCACGACAAGACAGUAGUGUACCAUUCUUUACUCCACCCCAGACCCAGCCAAUAAUUUCCCCUGUUUCAGCAUAUAAUAAUGAUGCUGCUAUUGAGGCUUCUCUACAGUCUGAUGCUUCUGGCCUAAGUUUACAGGAAAUUCAAAACGCUCGGGGACUAGUAGAUGUCUUAAUGGAAAUGCUUGGUGCCUUGGAUGCAAAGAAUCCUGAGUCUGUUAAGGAAGAAGUGAUUGUUGACCUUGUUGAUCAGUGUCGUUCUUAUCAAAAGCGUGUCAUGCUUCUUGUGAAUAAUACUACAGAUGAGGAACUUCUAUUCCAGGGAUUGGCACUGAAUGAUAGUUUACAACGUGUACUUGGGCGACAUGAUGACAUUGUGAAGGGAGUUCCCCCUACUGUUGGAGUAAAAGAAACAGAAUUUUCAGGAGUGCCACUUGUGAAUGUCAACCAUGAGGAUGAUGAAUCAGAAGAUGACUUUGCUCAGCUAGCUCACAGGUCCUCGAGAGAUAAUUUCCAAGGGCAAGGUCGGAAACCUGCCAAUACCAAGACUGAACCUGUGCGGAUUAGCCCACUUGCCCCUCCACCCUCAUCAAAAAAGCCGGUAUUUACAGAUGCUGGAUCUGUUGAUUAUCUGAGUGGUGAUGCCUACAAAUCUGAAGGAUUCGCUAAAACAUCAGAACACACCUCACAUGCCGCUAACACUAAUUCGAACGCUAUAAACUCUAGCUCAUCACCAUUGUUCACUGGUCGGCCUGUAUAUGAUGAGCCACCUCCCAUAAGCAAAUCUGCUGAUCAGCUGCAUCCAGCUCCCUGGGAGUCCCAGCCACCCGGCUUCCUUCCACCCCCACCUUCUAAGCAUAACCAGAGACAGCAGUAUUUCGAGCAACAAUCUUUCUCAAGUGGUGGUACUCAGACAAGUAGUGGAUCCAGUUCCUACGACAGUUUAGUUGGACAGACUCAGAAUCUCUCACUUGACUCUUCUACGCCAAACAAGCAAGUAAAACAAGAAGAUGCGCUUUUUAAAGAUCUUGUUGAUUUUGCAAAAGCUAAGUCGUCUUCGCCUUCUAAACCCAAUAGGUCAUUUUGAGUGAUCGGAGAGCUUGAUUUUAUUAGUGGUACAGCUUAUGACCGUCGUAAAUCAGAUUUUACAUCAGAUCAUGAAAAUAUUUGUUAUUAAAUAAUUGUUGGUAGGGACCUUGGGUUUUUGGUUUGUUCAUGCUGUUUAGCUGGUUUAUUUUGUGAUGGCCCGCUUAUUGCACAUAAUUAAAUAUAUUCAUGUUCGCUUUUUUGUUUUA